AUGUUCCCAGAAGUUUGCCCUCUCAUCGCAUAUCCAACCAUCUAUCUCACGAAGAUGAAACACUUCACCGAAUCUUACAAAGUUUUUCUCCAUUCUGUCGCUGACCGAAUGCGCUUAACCAAGUACCCUCUUCUUCGAGAUUUAAUAGCUGAGCUAGCCGCAACCUUCGUUUUUGUCGCUUUCGGUACAGGUGUGGCAGCCCAAGCUCAACUUGAUAAACCCUCUUUCGGUGGAAGCAUAAAUAUCAGCUGCGGCUACGCCGCCGGCUGGGCUCUGGGAGUAAUCAACGCCAGUUCUCGUUCCCCGGGGAUGUGCAAUCCAUGCGUUGCAUUUGCCAACGCACUAAUCGGUUGGUUAGACUUUCUGACAAUGCUCCUUUUCUGGUUAUCCGAGCUGAAUGGCUGGGGUUCACCUCCAUUCACCUACGCGAAUCAUGCUUUCUGGGUGUUCCUUGUGAUGCCGUUCGUUGGAACUGUUUGCGUCGUUUUGCUCUACGAACGCGUGGUUGGUGUCCACCUACCGGGAGCUGGACAGGAUGAGGGACCCUUGAAAAUUAAACAUGAUGAUGAUUCAAACGUUUAG
Molecule: messenger RNA, 582 nt
Organism: Echinococcus granulosus
Lineage: Eukaryota; Metazoa; Platyhelminthes; Cestoda; Cyclophyllidea; Taeniidae
Product: Aquaporin-9
Exons: 2
Coding region: 1-582 (193 amino acids)
Biological process (GO): water transport; glycerol transmembrane transport
Cellular component (GO): basolateral plasma membrane; plasma membrane
Molecular function (GO): water channel activity; glycerol channel activity
Source: RefSeq, a predicted model, not a curated record